UUGAAUCGGCGAAGAAAGAUGUCAGGGGCGAGGGUGAAAGGAGCGGUGGUACUGAUGAAGAAGAACGUGUUGGAUUUCACUGAUUUCAAUGUCCUCGAUCGUCUCGACGAAUUCGUAGGCAAGAGUGUCUCCUUCCAGCUCGUUAGCUCCACCAUCGCUGACCCGGACAAUGGAAACAGAGGGAAAGUGGGGGAGCCGGCCUACAUAGAAGAGUGGAUCACCACAAUAACAUCCAUCGCAGAUGGGGAGUCUAAGUUUCAGGUGACAUUUCAGUGGGAUGAGAGCCAAGGCAUUCCAGGGGCAGUCAUUGUGAGGAACUACCACCACUUUGAAUUCUAUCUCAAGACACUGACCCUUGAGGAUUUCCCUGGGAAUGGUCGCAUCCACUUCGUCUGCAACUCUUGGGUUUACCCAGUGGAUUACUAUAUGUAUGACAGAAUCUUCUUCACUAAUCAUACAUACCUCCCAACCAACACACCGGCGCCCCUCCAAGCAUACAGAAAUGAGGAGCUCGUCCAUCUCAGAGGAGACAAUGUAACUGGAGAGCUGAAGGAGUUUCAACGAGUCUAUGACUAUGCAUACUACAAUGAUCUUGGCAACCCAGACAAUGGCUCAAACUAUGCCCGCCCGGUCCUUGGUGGGUCUGAACAGUUCCCUUACCCCCGCCGAGGCCGAACUGGACGCCCACCCACAAGAACAGAUCCCAAAACCGAGAGCAGAUUGCCAGGGUUGAGCCUAGACAUCUAUGUUCCCCGUGAUGAACGGUUCGGACAUCUCAAAAUGUCUGACUUCCUGGCAUAUGCUAUCAAGGCAUUGGUCCAGUCGUUGCUUCCAGUCUUGAAGACACUCUUCAAUAAGACUCCAUUUGAGUUCGACUCGCUACAAGAUGUAUUGAACCUCUACGAGGGGGGGAUACAAUUGCCUGAGUGCCCUGAACUCGAUAAGAUCAAGGACAGGAUUCCAUUUGAGAUGAUCAAAGAACUAGUUCGAACUGAUGGAGAGCACCUGCUUAAGCUCCCGAUGCCGCAAGUCAUCCAAGCUGAUAAAUUUGCUUGGAGAACUGACGAAGAGUUUGGACGAGAAAUGCUUGCCGGUGUGAACCCUGUCAUCAUCAGCCGUCUUGAGGAAUUCCCCCCAACCAGUAAGCUGGAUCCUAAAAUAUAUGGCAAUCAUACCAGCUCAAUUACAGCAUCUCAAAUUGAGAAAAACAUGGAUGGAUUAACAGUAGAACAGGCACUGAAGUCCAACAGACUCUUCAUCUUAGAUCACCAUGACACUUUGGUACCAUACCUGAACCGCAUAAAUACCACUUCCAGCAAGAUUUAUGCCUCGAGAACCCUCCUGCUGCUGAAGGAUGAUGGCUCUUUAAAGCCACUGGCAAUUGAGCUGAGCUUAUUGCACCCAGAUGGAGAACAUCUCGGUGCUGUCAACAAAGUUUUCACACCAGCUGACCUUGGAGUUGAGGGAUCAAUCUGGCAAUUGGCAAAAGCUUAUGUUGCUGUAAAUGACUCUGGUGUUCACCAGCUUAUUAGCCACUGGUUGAACACGCAUGCAGUGAUAGAACCAUUUGUGAUUGCGACGAACCGGCAACUGAGUGCCAUGCACCCAAUCUACAAACUUCUGAGUCCCCAUUACCGUGACACGAUGAACAUAAAUGCCCUUGCUCGGCAAAUCCUCAUAAAUGCUGGUGGAAUCCUUGAAUUGACAGUCUUCCCUGGGAAGUAUGCCAUGGAAAUGUCCUCCUUUCUGUAUAAGAGCUGGAAAUUAACUGACCAAGCACUCCCUGCUGAUCUCCUCAAGAGAGGAGUGGCCAUUGAAGACCCAACCAGCCCCAACAAUAUCCGCUUGCUUAUCAAGGACUAUCCUUAUGCUGUGGAUGGACUUGCAAUCUGGUCGGCCAUUGAGACAUGGGUAAAUGAGUACUGUUCCAUCUACUACAUCAAUGAUGCUGCAGUCAAAGAUGAUGUUGAGCUCCAAGCCUGGUGGAAGGAGGUGCGUGAUGUGGGGCACGGGGACAAGAAGGAUGAACCUUGGUGGCCCAAGAUGGACAGUCUCUCAGAGCUGACCAAAACAUGCACCAUCAUCAUAUGGGUGGCUUCUGCCCUCCAUGCUGCAGUAAACUUCGGUCAGUACCCUUACGCCGGAUACCUCCCAAACCGACCCACCAUAAGCCGGCGAUUCAUGCCUGAGCCAAACACACCAGAGUAUGAUGAGCUGAAGAGGAAUCCUGAUCAGGUCUUCUUGAGUACCAUCACAAGCCAGCUUCAGACCAUACUUGGUGUAUCACUGAUAGAAAUACUAUCGCGGCAUUCCUCAGAUGAAGUGUAUCUUGGCCAGAGGGACACACAUGAGUGGACUGCUGAUGAGAAAGCACUGGAAGCUUUCAAGAAGUUUGGAGACAAGCUAGUGGAGAUUGAGAAUAAGAUUGUAGAUAUGAAUCAGGAUAAGAGUUUGAAGAACAGGAAUGGGCCGGUCAAGGUUUCAUACACUUUGCUCUACCCAAACACCUCUGAUCUCAGUCAUGUUGGCGGGCUUACAGGAAGGGGAAUUCCAAACAGCGUCUCCAUAUGA
This is a messenger RNA of Elaeis guineensis (African oil palm), 2571 nucleotides long. Its product is annotated as probable linoleate 9S-lipoxygenase 5. The record is from RefSeq and is a predicted model, not a curated record. NCBI's taxonomy places the organism in Eukaryota, Viridiplantae, Streptophyta, Magnoliopsida, Arecales, Arecaceae. Gene Ontology annotation, biological process: lipid oxidation. Gene Ontology annotation, molecular function: protein binding; oxidoreductase activity, acting on single donors with incorporation of molecular oxygen, incorporation of two atoms of oxygen; metal ion binding.